GUCAAAUGCACCACCAAAACACUUACAUUUGAAAUUCAAACGGCUAUCCGCAACGAAAAUAUUGUAGUGGACGCGCGUAUUGGUAUCAAGGCCAUAUGAAUAAAGAGAAUUACUCCCGACUACCAGUCAUGUCUGGUAAAAGGGUCCUCUCCACUAGCAACAGCAGUGAGAGUAGUAACUCUGACAUACAACCUGCACAGAAAAAGUUGAGAAGAGUUGAUUCUGACCCUAAGAUGCGGCUGGCAGUGAGUGUUAUGGGGACCAAGAAACCCCCCCCCCCCAAGCGAGCAUUUGCUGCCAAAACGAGUCGACCUACAAGUGCAGCAACUGUAGCGGCUGUCCCCAGUAGAGAGUUUCAAAAGCAGCCCAAGAUGUCUGUCAGUAAAGCAGCACCAACAGGAGUUGUUGGAGGUUCACGGAGGCCCGCGUGGGACCUGAAGGGGAAGGUUUCAGACAUGGAGGGAAAGAUUUCCAACUACCAGAGUAAAGUAAAAACGGUUGCCCAGGAGAAUGAUUGUCUGAAAGAGUCUCUGGCUAAAAGCAGGCAGAAGGAAGCAGAAAUGACUUCCAAGCUCCAAGAUGUUCAUGCAAAGCUCAGCCAAUAUGAGGAGGAGCUGGCUGACCUGGCCGGAGUCCGAGAGCAGCUGGCGUCUGUGACCAACGAGAAGGCCUCUCUAGAGAAGAACUUGCACCGCCUCACUGAGGAGCACAAGGUCCUUCUGGGUUUGAGGGAAGACCUGGAGUCCCAGCUUCACAAUGUACAGACGCAGAUCUCCCUCCAGACCUCCACCUUGUCCGACUGCCGUGCCACCCUGAGGGAGACCCAGGACAAGGUCACCGACCUGGAAGCGACCGUGGCCCGUCAGUUGGACGAGAUCCACUGUGGCGAGAUGGAGCGCCGGAGGCUCCACAAUACCAUCCAGGAGCUCAAGGGUAAUAUCAGGGUGUUCUGUAGAGUGCGUCCUCUACAGACCCCUGGGCAGAUGGACCACAUUCAGCUUCCUGCCCAUGACAACAAGGCCCUAACACUGGCCAAGAGUGAGGAGUCACACACAGGGCGCUCCGGAGACACCCAGAAGAGCUACAGCUUCAGCUUCGACCGGGUGUUCGGACCCUGCACCUCGCAGGAGGACGUGUUCGAGGAGAUCUCCCUGUUGGUCCAGUCAGCCCUGGACGGCUACAACGUGUGCUGCUUCGCUUACGGCCAAACCGGCAGCGGCAAGACGUUCACCAUGGAGGGGGAGGACCGGGAGGACAUGCGUGGGGUCAUCCCCCGGGCCGUGCGGAAGAUCUUCCGGGCCUCCGAGGCGCUGGCAGAGCAGGGAUGGCAGUAUACAUUCACUGCCAGUUUUGUUGAGAUCUACAACGAGACGUUGCGUGAUCUCCUGUUCACGGGGAAGACUAGCAAGAGACCAGAGUACGAGAUUCGCAAGACCUCAAACAACGAGAUCACCGUCAGCAAUCUCACCUAUCAGAGGGUUAACUCUGAGGAUGAGGUGUGCAACCUGAUUGCACUGGCAAACCAGAACCGUUCCACAGCACGGACCAACAUGAAUGACCACUCCUCACGCUCGCACUCCGUCUUCCAGCUAGAUAUUGAGGGUGUGAACACCGGGAGAGAUGUCAAGUGCAAAUCCUCGUUGUGUUUGGUUGAUCUGGCGGGCAGUGAGCGUGUGCAGAAAAGCCAAUCCCAAGGGGACCGGUUCAAGGAGAUGACUGCCAUCAACGGCUCCUUGACCAACCUGGGCAUUGUCAUCGCUGCACUGGCCAAUAAGGAGAACUUCAUCCCGUACAGAAACUCCAAGCUUACCUACCUCCUCCAGAGCUGUCUGGGAGGAAACAGCAAGACCUUGAUGUUUGUUAACAUCUCUCCAGAGAUGGACAGCUUUCCGGAGACCCUAAACUCUCUUCGAUUUGCCAGCAAGGUAAACGACUGUGUUAUCGGUACAGCAUCAGCUAAUCGAAAGUAAAAGUGGUGGGAAAGGCUGAGGAUCAGACCAACUGGUUCUUGGAUAAAGGCUGAAUCCAUGUCUGCAAGAUCACACAAUGAAUCGUAGAGUUUCCCAAACCUGUCCUUGGGCCAGCCAAGACAUUUCACAAUUUGUUUUACCCAUAUUACCUGCACAUCUGAUUUGAUUUUUCCUCUAACCGUCAAGCCUUUGACGAAUUAAAUGAGAUGUGCUAGUUUGGGUUAGAACUACAAUGUCUGACGAAAGACGCCCAAAUACAUUAGCAUAGUAAGACGUUACUAUAAGAAUCUACUGCAUUUGUGAAUUCAGUGUACCACUGAAAGAGCCUUUGAGUUUUAGUUUUUUUUUUUAUGUAGCCUACAUUUUACUUUGUAUGUUGUACAGUGAACAUUGUAUUUUAUACCUGUGUUUUGGCUAGUGGACAAUGUUAAUGUUUGACCACAUUUGACAAAUGCUGUGGUGUUUGUCUUCCAUUUAAUGUUUUACUAUUCUAUUAUGAACAGUUCUAUUAUGUGGAAUAAUGUGAUCCUGCAAAUAAUGAUUCAGUCAUGCACCUGUAGCCCGUUUUCUGCAUAUAGAGAGAAUGCACUUGUGCAGAACCUCCUCCACAUAUCCGCAAAAACUAAAGAAAACUCUCUGACUCAGGGGGUCUAAAAACAUUGGGGGGGCAGUUCUUUUAACAUGUAAAUUGACUGGUGUGUCUGUACAGUUGGAAUGUAUUGAGGGUGCAACAGCAAGUUGAACAGACACUGGCAAAUGACUGACAGGGCCAAAUCUCUUGUUGGCAAUGCUGAUGUUGUCUGCAAGGGUAAAUACUAAAUCAGAUGCCAACAUUUUACGCUUUUUUUAAUUCAUGCCCUUAUAUUGUGGCACAUUUUAUUGUUCAUUUUACAUCUUAUUGGAAGAUAAAUAAAAAUGAAAUAUGUAAAGCUUU
Messenger RNA from Esox lucius (northern pike), 2904 nucleotides. It is a transcript of the gene kifc1, whose product is annotated as kinesin family member C1. Gene Ontology annotation, biological process: microtubule-based movement. The record is from RefSeq and is a predicted model, not a curated record. Bases 96 to 1970 code for a protein of 624 amino acids. Gene Ontology annotation, molecular function: microtubule binding; ATP binding; microtubule motor activity. The transcript has 17 exons. NCBI's taxonomy places the organism in Eukaryota, Metazoa, Chordata, Actinopteri, Esociformes, Esocidae.